Plectropomus leopardus (leopard coralgrouper) is the source of this 2226-nucleotide messenger RNA. Its product is annotated as transmembrane protein 54. The record is from RefSeq and is a predicted model, not a curated record. NCBI's taxonomy places the organism in Eukaryota, Metazoa, Chordata, Actinopteri, Perciformes, Serranidae.
UUUGGAGACACGAAGAGACACGCGGAUAAACUCCACACACGAGACCCUGUCAGUGUAGACGAAUGGUGACCUGACAGCGAUGGCCGGUGCAGGACUGUGUUGUGCCAGCCUGGAGGAUCCCAAGACCCUGAUGAAGAUGGGUUUGAGCAUGGUCCUCAUUGGUCAUGUCAACUUCCUGUUGGGAGCGCUGGUGCAUGGCGUGGUGCUCAGACACAUCAACCUCCACAAGCAGGCCCGUGCGAUGGAGUACGCCAUCUCCAAUGUGGUUGCUCUCACCUCUGGCCUUGUAGGAAUUGUCGUUGGUAUUCUGGCUAUUGUCCUGUCUAAAAACAAGAAGAGUCGAGGCAUGACGUGGUCUCUCUUCAUGGUCGGUCUGGCUGCGGCUCUCAUGGCAGCGGCCUCAGCCAUCGGACUCUUUGUGUCUGUAGUGAGGGCCAUCAUUCACGGCGGGCGGAGCCUCCUGACUCACUGCCGCUUCCCUGACGCCAUUGGCUACUCCAGCAUAACCAACGAGUGUCCUUUUGACCCCACACGCAUCUAUAGUACCACUCUGAUCCUCUGGGUGCCUCUGAUCGUGACUUGUAUCAUCCAGAUGGUGUUUUCCGCCCGCUGCUCUGCUGUGUGUGCUUCAUUCCUGGGUCUACCUUGCUGCCCAUACAGGAAAAGAACCAGAGACUUCGGCAGAGCGAUCAAUGUGGUGAGGCCAAUAAAGGAAGCUUCGACCUCUACUUACAUUGAACCUUCAACACGCUACUCUGAACCUCCAACACACCGCACAGAACUACCAAGAAGGUCCCACGAACCUCCAAGACGGAAUACUGAACUUCCACGACAGCAGCGCAGACCCCCUCCCCCUUCUCAGCCUCCUCCCCGUCAGCAUCAGAGUCUUCCUCCCUCGGAGAGGCGGCCUCGUCGCCAGCCGCACAGAGAAAGGUCAGACAGAGAAAGGCAAGAAACGAGGGGUGGCAGCCAGCAAAGGGCACCAGAGGAGCACCAACUGCUGGAGAGGGGUACAAUGGAAAGGUCCAGCUUCUGGAUUUAGGCACAUUUGACAUGCCAAAGCUUCUUGAAGACCAAAUGUUGUGAGGGUACUUUAUUGCUAUAAUACUCGGAUUCAAACUUCAUACUCGCAACCCAUCAGUACUUCAAAAUUAUGAACUCUGAGCUGGAGAUAUUUUUUGUCAGUGCUGAUGUAUGAAUUUUCUCAUGCUUAGACUUUGCACAGUGUGCAGGAUCCCAGUGACUGUGUCUGCUCUUGGAUUUCUGUACUGAUGAGGGUCAAUUUAUUCAGAUGAGGCAAAUUCUCUAAUGUGAGAACAUAGUGCCAAUCGCUGCUUGUACAAGAAAUCAUUCAGAGUUAAAAGAAUAGUUUAACAUUUUAAGUAAUGCUCUUUGUAACUUUGUUGCCGAGAGUUAGAUGAGAUCAAUACCAUUCUCAUGUUUGUGCGUUAAGGACAGAACUGCAGUGAGGACAUAGUUAACUUAGCUUAGCAUAAAGACUGGAAGCAGCUGUCUCCAAACAACUUUAAAGCUCAGUUCUUAACAUGUAUGUCUUGUUUAUUUAAACUGUAGAAAAAGAUCUAAAGUCAACACAUUUUUGUCCAAAGUUUAUGAUCUUUUCAUUGUUUCUACAUCAUUUUAUUUUUCAUAUAAAGUCAGGAGUUAGGCCUAAUUAGCUUAGCUUAGUUUAGCAUUUAACUAGAAUCAGGGGGAAACAACCAACUAGCUCUCUCCAAAUAACUCAAUUGUUAUCAUGUUUGUCUAUUUAUUUUAACUGUAUAAAAAGGUGUAAAGACAACCUGAAAUCUUGUUUAACAGAUAACCGAUUAUAAUAUGUACAAAAGAUGUCAAGACAGUAUUUUGGUUUUGUUUUUUCUCAGAGGUUUAUAAUCUUUACACUUUAGUUUUUGUAGAGAUGGAAGUUAAUUAGCGUAGCUUAGCUUAGGGUAAUAUGAAACUGGAAUCAGGUAAGGAACCGCUAGCUUGUCUCUGUAUAAAGUUAUCAGCACUUCUAAAGCUUACCAAUUAACAAUAUGAUUGUCCUUUGAUUAAUUUGUGCACAAGUGGAAAUGUAAAUGAAAAUGUUAUAAUGCUUUCAUGGUGACAAGACUCCAGGAACCAAGAGCUGAUAACAGCACGUUACUUCCUGUAAAACCACAACUUAUCAUUUUAGCAUUUUGACUUUUGUACAUUUUUUUCACUGGUACCAGUAUUAUUAUUAUUAUU